AUGGCUGCUAGCUAUGGGAUCCCGGGAGGCUGCACACGCACUAUGUACUUGCCGCCGCUUGGGCAAUGUCGCCGCGCCGAGCCCUGGCCCGUGGAUCUACAACCUCCCGCUAACGCCCGAAACGGGAAAGGCGGUGGAAAAAUGGAAGACGCCUGGAAUCACUUUAUUCUCCGAGGUGUUGGCUUGGCAUCCGGCCGUGGCCCAGUGCACAGCCUGUUCACCUCCGCCCUCAAGAGAGCCGGAGAGUCUCGCAUGUGGCCAUUCAUGUAUCCACCCGCUCGAACGGAUCUCCAGAACCCUCAGAGGAUGAUAUGUGCCACUGGCAAUCGCCGGGCCCUUAUCAGAGGCCGCUCUCAUUCGACGGUGCCGCUUUUUUCCCCAAAACCCCGGAGAUAA
Messenger RNA from Coccidioides immitis RS, 396 nucleotides. RefSeq lists its product as uncharacterized. The record is from RefSeq and is a predicted model, not a curated record. The transcript is spliced from 2 exons. Bases 1 to 396 code for a protein of 131 amino acids. NCBI's taxonomy places the organism in Eukaryota, Fungi, Ascomycota, Eurotiomycetes, Onygenales, Onygenaceae.